AGAGGCAAAGAAAAGGCUGCCAUGGCAACACCAGCGCUUGAGGCUUGAAGAGAGAGGUGAGCUGAAAGAGGUAUGGUUUUUCUUAUGGAAAAAUAUUCCGUUAUUUCAUGAUGGCAUUUGCACCUCCAAAAAGCAUAGAUGGUCCCAAAAUGCAGACAAAGAUGAGUACCUGGACACCUCUAAACCAUCAGCUUUUGAAUGACCGGGUAUUUGAAGAAAGAAGAGCUCUGCUUGGAAAAUGGUUUGAUAAAUGGACAGACUCUCAACGGAGAAGAAUCUUGACAGGCCUGUUAGAACGUUGCUCCCUGUCACAGCAAAAGUUCUGCUGUCGAAAGCUUCAAGAAAAAAUUCCAGCAGAAGCUCUGGAUUUUACUACCAAGCUUCCAAGGGUGUUAUCUUUAUACAUCUUUUCUUUCCUGGACCCCCGAAGCCUUUGUCGUUGUGCACAGGUGAGCUGGCACUGGAAGAAUUUAACUGAGCUGGAUCAGCUCUGGAUGCUCAAAUGUUUACGAUUUAACUGGUACAUCAAUUUCUCUCCAACUCCCUUUGAGCAGGGUAUAUGGAAGAAGCACUACAUUCAAAUGGUAAAAGAACUUCAUGUUACCAAGCCUAAGACACCUCCAAAAGAUGGGUUUUCCAUUGCCAACGUUCAACCAGUUACAAGCAAUUCUGCAGAGGAAAAGCAGUCCCCUGCAUCAGCUUUCAGGUCCUCUUCCUCUUUGAGAAAGAAAACCCACCCAGGGGAGAAAGAGCUCCCACCCUGGCGAUCUUCUGACAAGCAUCCAACUGAUAUCAUUCGCUUCAAUUACCUGGACAACUGUGACCCCAUUGAGCAAAUCUGGCAAGGAAGGAGAAAAAGACAUGAAAUGAACCCAGAUUUCAGUCGACAAUCGCAUGAUAAGAAAAAUAAAUUGCAGGACAGAUCUAAGCUAAGGAAAGCACAGUCACUGGUAAGUAUUGCUUAUAAAAGCUUCUGCACCAUAUGCCUAAAUGCAGAACCCAGCGCCCCUCUCCAAGUUCCCGCUCAUCUCGCCUGGUCUCCUCAUCGAUGGGCAGGGCUCCCGGCCACCAAAGCAGCCACGAAAAUCCUUCAUGCAACAUCUUCAGAGGCACUCUGGGCUUCAGGCAUCACCCAGCCAGGCUCCAGAUCCGAAGUCAAUUUAAAAAUGUGA
This is a messenger RNA of Odobenus rosmarus divergens (Pacific walrus), 1172 nucleotides long. It is a transcript of the gene FBXO16, whose product is annotated as F-box protein 16. Gene Ontology annotation, molecular function: protein binding. The record is from RefSeq and is a predicted model, not a curated record. The coding region runs from base 108 to 1172 and encodes 354 amino acids. The transcript is spliced from 8 exons. Lineage: Eukaryota; Metazoa; Chordata; Mammalia; Carnivora; Odobenidae.